CAACACCCAUUUAUUAUUCUAAAACAAAAGUUUUGUCAGUGCGAUUUGAGGUUAUAUACAGUCGAAUUGCAAUAUAUUAAUUGAAUUAAGUGCUUAAUUACACACACACGAUGCAGUCUUAUCCGAAAUUAAUGGAACUGCGUCCUGAUAGAUCUUUAUUGAACUCAGAUUUUGACGGCUAUAAGUUGUCUCUGGCCGCGAUCAGGAAGAUUUCAGAGCAACUAAAAGUGCCAGUGGAUAGAUUAGUGCCGGAUGUAAAUCAAUAUUCGCUGCUCCAUACAAAACUCUUCGCUCUGCACAAUCAUUUAAUUGGUGAAAUAGUUGAUAACUUUGAAUCAGUUUAUUUCAUUGAUAUGGAGUUAAACGUUGAAAAAUACUAUAUUGAAUCAAUGUCAAAUUCUUUCAACAAAACAACUUUGUGGGCGGUACCCCUACAAAAAGAAAGAAGUCCUGGGGAUUACAAUGUUUCAAUGAAAUUUGCCUCGAGUGAGAUUGCUGUUGUGGCAGAUGGGAUGGGCUGUCUCUAUGUAUUAGACAGAGGUUGCAGAGACAUUGACGAUCCGUGGGAAAUACUCUUUUCUGGAGACGUUACAGGCCCUGAUCAGAAAUUUAUUGUAACAGAUGCAGUUGUUAAAGAGGCGUCAAAACCAGAGUUGCAUUUAUUAUUGACCAGUAUAAGACAAACGGAGGAAAACGGAAAAAAUGCAACCAUUUUGCAUUGGAUAACGUUGGAAAAAAGUGAUUCUUGGAACCAAGUAGCUCUGAGGGAACUAACGGUUAAUGGUUUCGUCCAAUAUGCAAACUUUGAACGCACUUGUGAUGCAGUUUAUGUAGUCAGUGAUGAUGGUUGUAAGUUCACCCUGGAUUCGGAAAAUGUAAUCAAAAAAGCCCCACCAGAAAAUAAAGAAAAAAAGUACAAGUGGAGCCAAACUGGUGAAGAUUUAACCAUAAAACUUCCGCUUUGUGCGGAUUUCAAGAAAAAUUUACUCCUUGUAAAUACCGAAUCAACCCAGAUCGCAGUCAAAUACGAAAGUGCGACUCUUAUGGAAGGAAAAUUGUACCACCCGAUAGACCCUGACGUGACUAAUUGGACCACUGAGUCAACCACUCUCGUCCUAACUUUACAUAAACGCGAACCUGGCCUUAUGUGGCCCCAGGUCUUCGAAGGCGCCGAUUCUGGCGAGUAUGAACCSGAUCCGGCUUUGGUCAGCGAAGUUUCGGAGAGACUGGCCCCACGAACUAGCGAUAKCGAGGUGGUGCCACCCACAGGGACCACUUUCAACAGCCAACAAGUGGAAGAGUGUGACUUUGAGUGCGAUAAGUUGACCGUAUUUGAACGAAUCUCUCGCGAUUCGCAUGAGGUCACCCAUAAAAUCAAUUUGGGGUCACACCAAGUACUCCUAAGUGUCCUCCUAGGUGAAUUUGAGACAAAUCAGCCGUUGGCGAUUGGAAUUCGAAGUGACGUUGAUACUUGUAUUUGGCAACCGACAUAUGAAAAUGAUUUUCGAUUGGUGCACAAAGGCACUUUGCUAGCUAUGGGUUAUAUUCAGGCGUCGAAACAGCAAAUGAAGUUUUUUGUGACCUCUCCUGACUUGAAUUAUGCUGUUAUUUGCGAGUCGAAAAAACAUAUUUUUAUUUAUUGCCAACAUAAAAGGAUUGAUUUCAAUCAGUUAAGGAAUAGAAUAACUGGAAUGAACGUAAACUCACGCUCCCAGCAACAAGUUUAUACUCUACCUGGAAAUGAUGAAAUUCUAGGGAUUUAUGCUUCAAACACUUAUUUGUAUGUCUUGGGAGACAAUUUCUUAACAGCACUUCAAUUGUGAUUUUUUUUUUAAUUUUUUGUAACGAUUAGAUCUAAGAAAUAGAAAUAAAUAAGUUUCAACGUUU
Tribolium madens (black flour beetle) is the source of this 1887-nucleotide messenger RNA. RefSeq names its product nudC domain-containing protein 1. NCBI's taxonomy places the organism in Eukaryota, Metazoa, Arthropoda, Insecta, Coleoptera, Tenebrionidae. The transcript has 2 exons. The record is from RefSeq and is a predicted model, not a curated record. The coding region runs from base 111 to 1823 and encodes 570 amino acids.